CUCAACCUCAAACUGAGUCCCUCCCUCGACCAGCCAUGAUCAUCCACAGGAUCCUCCUCCUCGCCCUGGUGGCCUCGGCAGCAUGGGCUCACCCGCAGCGCCAGCGUCAGUCCCCGCUCUCGAUGGGCAUGCGCUUCCUGGGCAACAUUCGCGACGGCGUCACCAAGACCUUCCAGGGAAUCUUCGGCGGCGGAAACACCCGCCAGACGAAAGAACAGAUCCAGGGUCGUCCCUUCCAGCAGCAGCUCGCGCCACGACCCCACCCCGGCCCCGUGCAGCCCCACGGCGCCCACGAGGUCGUCCAUCACUCGAGCUCCCACACCACGGGGCCCCCCUCCUCGUUCUUCACCGUUGUGCACGAGGCCCCAGAGGCUUCAACCGCAUUCCCAGACAUCCAGGGCUUCACGGACGAAAGUUUCAAGCCCAGCACCUUCUUCAACGGCCACACUCCCUUCCAAGGCAAGGUCGAGGAGGAGGAGCUCCCCCUUGUUGUGAACGAGGUAGUGGUUAGUCGGCCUGAGACCAACGUAUUCGCACGACCCCCGUCUUUCCUGGUCACCCACGACCCACAGGCUGACAAACAUGUCCCUCCCUCCCACAACUCUCAGACGUCCACCUUCUCCUCCUUCGGGAAGUCCCCCCUGGACACCCCGAUCCCCUUCGGUAAUUCGGCAACAUUUAGCCUAGGUAAGCUCAGGGAUAGUUCCUCUGAUCCCCCAUCUCCCUUCCGUGAUGCUGACGAGGACACAGAUGCUCUCGGGCCUUCCUCCCACACCUCCGGCCACGGACCAAGACCCACUCCUUUCGUCCAGCGUCUGAAGCCCAGCGUAGGCUCUCCCGCCCGCGUUGAGCCCACCACACACCCGUUCGUUCACCGCCCACACCCAACUACCCGUCAGUUCCUCCAGCAAACACGGCCUACAUCACGGCCACACUCCUCUCUCAAGACGAAGCCUUCCAGCACGUUCUUCAAGGCAAGCAACCCAUUCAAAGCCUCGGAGGAAAUCACAAAGGCUCCCAAGCACUCUUUUACCUCUUCGAUCCCCGCCGAGCCCUCUUCAGUGGCCUUUAAGCCCAUUGCCCCCUCCCCCUCCCCCUCCCCGACGCUCUUCCGCCACACGCCCUCCGAUGUGGUUCGCCAUGCCGCCCCCGCUCACGAAGUGAGGCCUCAGCGGGAAGCCUUUAAGAAACCGGUGACGCCCGCUAAGGUCGGCGGCGGCCACAUCAACACCGGCACCAAGAUGACCGUCGUCAGUACCCUGAACGAAGAUGGCACUCAGGCCACACAAGUCAAGGGCUACGAGUUCGGAUACGGCGUGCUGGACGGCAACACCGGGAAUCAGUUCUACCACGCGGAGAAGCGCGAGGAAGGACUGACCAAGGGAUCCUACAAGAUCCAGCUUCCCGACGGCCGCGUCCAGACCGUCACCUACGUGGCCGAUGGCAACGGCUUCCACCCCAAGAUCACCUACGAGGGCGAGGCGCAAUACCCCAAUGCCGAACCCGAAGACGCCGUUUAAAGACUCGGUGCAUGAGAGACAAUAUUUAUGACCUGUAGAUCGUGACGACCAGACCCUUUCUCGCGACCUGCAUGAUGCGCGGACGAAAAUUUCGGCCUAAACCAAAGAGAGAAAACGAACAGGAUAGGGAUACCAACCCACAGACGUCAUCAGACGUGACCUGCAUAGUGUGCUAACCUCUCAGUUAUCCGGACUGAAUCCAGCUGCACUUCGUAUCAGCCUGAACCACGCAUGGUGUAGGCCCCGCCAUUGAAGGACUCGUGCAUGUCGUCCUGAAGCAUCGCAAAGGCUGCUAAUGUUCCUGCUCCUUGCAGGCAUUAAAUGCAGGGCAGAGCAACUGAUCCCCUGGCAUUUAGUGUUGUUAUUUUUCUUCAUGUUAUGUACAUAAUCGUUGUUCCUUUUCUUUUUAUGUCCUCUCG
Molecule: messenger RNA, 1939 nt
Organism: Penaeus vannamei (Pacific white shrimp)
Lineage: Eukaryota; Metazoa; Arthropoda; Malacostraca; Decapoda; Penaeidae
Cellular component (GO): extracellular matrix
Source: RefSeq, a predicted model, not a curated record